AUGAAUCAUCACUUUCUCUUCUUCUUCCUUUACCUCAUUCUCUUCCUAACCCAAGAUUUUCCCGCGCUUUCUCACCGUUUCUCGCCGUCGUCACAGCAAAACUUCACCCUUUACGGCGACGCUUACAUUCGCGACAACACAAUCUCCCUCACCCAGCAACAGCCCUGUUUCCCCUCCGCCGUCUCAAAACCGUCCUGCUCCUCCGGCAUCGGCCGCGCUCUCUACACCAACCCAAUCAAGUUUCUAGAAACUUCCACCAACACAACCGCUUCCUUCUCCUGCCGCUUCUCCUUCACCAUCAUCGCCUCCCCUGCUUGCCCCUUCGGCGACGGCUUCGCCUUCUUAAUCACCUCCAACCCCGAUUCCUUCUCCUUCUCCAACGGCUUCUUGGGUCUCCCCGAUCCGUCUCUAGACCCGCACGGAUCCUUCAUCGCCGUCGAAUUCGACACACGAUUCGACCCGAUUCACGGCGACAUCAACGACAACCACAUCGGAAUCGAUAUCAAUUCCGUCUCCUCCUUCGCCUCCGUCGGCGCGGUUUCCAAAGGGAUCAAUCUCAGGAGCGGGAGAGAGACGACGGCGUGGAUCGAGUACAGCGACGUCCUCAAACUCAUCAGAGUCUGGGUUGGGUACUCGCGGGUCAAGCCCAAGUCUCCGAUUCUAGCCGCGCAGAUCGAUCUCGCCGGAAAACUCAAAGAGUACAUGCACGUCGGGUUCUCGGCUUCGAACCCCGCCGUCGCCGCCGCUGGGUCAUCUCUACACAUCAUCAACCGGUGGAAAUUCACAACCUUUACCUCAAACUCCGACUCAAUCCAAGAAGACGAUGAAGAUUGCUUCGAGGAUCAUCCUCCUCCGAGGAAAGUUCGAGACUUUAAAGUUUCGAUUGUUGGGUUAAAGAUCCCAUUUUGGAGUCUCAUUCCCGGUUUAGCUGCGAUUGUGAUUCUCACUUCGUUUAUCGCUUUCUCAUUGAUCCGAGGGAAAAUGAAGAAGAAGAAGAAGAUUGUUGAAUACGAUACGAAUCCAAGGCUUAACAAGAUCCCUGGAAGGUUGUCACUGGAUGAGAUAAAGUCUGCAACUUUAGGGUUCAACGAGAGCACAAUCGUUGGUCAAGGAGCUUCAGCGACUGUUUACAGAGGCUCGAUCCCUGAAAUCGGAUCGGUUGCUGUGAAACGGUUCGAUAGAGCUCACUGGACAGAGUGUAAUCGCAACCCUUUCACUAUAGAGUUCGCUACAAUGACGGGUUACUUGCGGCACAAGAAUCUCGUUCAGUUUCAAGGUUGGUGCAGCGAAGGAACAGAGACGGCUCUGGUGUUUGAGUACUUGCCUAAUGGAAGUUUGAGUGACUUCCUCCACAAGAAACCUUCGUCAGAAGAAGAAGUGUUGACCAUUCUCUCUUGGAAGCAGCGUGUGAACAUCAUUCUCGGGGUUGCUUCUGCGCUUACUUAUCUACACGAAGAGUGCGAGAGACAGAUCAUUCACCGAGACGUCAAGACAUGUAACAUAAUGCUUGACGCUGAGUUCAACGCAAAGUUAGGUGAUUUCGGUUUAGCUGAGGUUUAUGAGCACAGUGCGAUGAUAGAAGGACGUGACGCGACGCUACCGGCGGGUACUAUGGGUUACUUGGCGCCUGAGUACGUCUACACAGGUGUGCCUUGUGAGAAGACCGAUGUUUACAGCUUCGGUGUGGUGGUUCUUGAGGUGUGUUCGGGUCGUAGACCGGUUGGUGAUGAUGGGACGGUGCUUAUAGAGUUUAUGUGGAGUCUCUGGGAGAAAGGGAAGGUCUUGGAUGGUGCUGACGUGAUGUUGAAGGGAGAGUUUGAUGCGGAGGAGAUGGAGAGAGUGUUGAUGGUUGGGAUGGUGUGUUCGCAUCCUGAUUGUGAGAAGCGGCCAAGUGUGAAGGAUGCUGUGAGGAUUAUACGUGGGGAGGCGCCUUUGCCUGUUCUUCCGGCGAGGAGGCCGUUGUUGAGGAUCCGGUCGGUGAAGGAGGCGGAGGAGGUGAUGGUUGCCGACGGUUUUGGUGGGGAGGAGGAUCUUCCUUGGUUGACGCCUAAAUCAAGGUUUUAG
Molecule: messenger RNA, 2064 nt
Organism: Microthlaspi erraticum
Lineage: Eukaryota; Viridiplantae; Streptophyta; Magnoliopsida; Brassicales; Brassicaceae
Source: the annotation of a GenBank genome assembly